AUGUCUGCUUGCCCCUCCAUCGACGAUGCUGUAGCUGCCCUCUACCCCCUCGACAUCCAUCCCCCUUACCUCUCCUGCCCCUCCCCAGCCGAGCACCAGCCGGCUUCUCGGUCCUGCUCUCCCCUCCUGCCGUCGUACGCAUCCCUCUGCGCAUGCCCCCCGCCGUCGCAGCCUCCAGGCCAGGACGACACAAGUCUGCCCGACGAGUCUAGCAGCGACAGCGGAGACAGCGGGGACAGCGGGGACUCCUUCUCCAGCAAGCGCAAGAUGUGGUCCCCCGACGAGCACGCCCGCUUCCUCGAGGCCCUUCGCAGGCAUGUCGCCCUCAAGCACAGGUCCGGUCUGCCAGACGCGGCGACGGGCAAGCUGCGGGUCGGGCUGGGACGAGGAGCGGCGAGGAAGAUCGCGCAGGCCGUGGGGACGAGGAGCGAGGCGCAGGUGCGAUCGCACGCGCAGAAGGUGUUCCAGCAGGCCAGCAGGGCCGGCAGGUCUCCAUGGGAGGUGUAG
Messenger RNA from Guillardia theta CCMP2712, 507 nucleotides. RefSeq lists its product as hypothetical. Bases 1 to 507 code for a protein of 168 amino acids. The transcript has a single exon. The record is from RefSeq and is a predicted model, not a curated record. Lineage: Eukaryota; Cryptophyceae; Pyrenomonadales; Geminigeraceae.